AAACUAUCCCGCACCGGGGUCGUUUCCAAGAAACGGUUUUGGUUGGGAUCCUGGGGUGGAUGCGAAAGAAAUGCUCUAGGAAAUGGAUCACAAUCCUGUACCGGUAGCAUCGAAAAAGGUGUCAUUAUUCUUCACCAAGGCUUGCUUCUUCACGUGAACCAUGAAUAGCAUUUGCAUCAAGGACAAUGAAACUCUACUUGCAGCUUCAAGAAUCAUGCAAGGUGGUGGAGCAAUGGAGGAGCACGGAUUGCCCUUUCGACUGGCGCUGAAUUUGACCCAUGGAGACGGCUUUGAUUUGCAGAAUGUCGAAUCUCUCAUCAAACACCUGCAAUCUACGACGCUCCAAGUCGAUGAGGUGAGAAUCACACCUCCCCCUGCCAACGUUGGCGACGAGUGGAUGAUGCAGUUGUGUUCGGCCCUUGGGACCCAUCCAUAUCUGAGCAUUCUGAGCUUCUGCGUCGCACCCGAAAGUGAUCCCCAUUUCAUGACAUACAUGUCGGAAACCAUUCGUGGGGCACGAAACCUCGUGAGCCUCAGCUGUUCAGGGGUAGUCUUCUCUGGAGAAACCAAGGACUACCUCGACUUUGCGGCGGUGUUGCUUGACCACCCGACUUUACAGGAUGUAUCGCUCACAGGAUCACUUGAAGAGGGACAAUGCACCAGUAUCAACGCAAACCCUGUCCUGGCGGCACUUGCAUCCAUUCCGAACCUGAAUGACUUGGCACUCUCCUGCUUCGUCCCUCCAAUGACAGAGAGCCGCUCACCAUUCUACGAGCUGGGUGGGAAUCCCAGUCUCAAAACUCUGGACUUGGUCGGCACGGGAGGGAGGGGUAUCAUUGCAGCAUCCAUGGCAAUGAAAUGCAGCCGCAGCAUCACGACCUUGUGGGUUGAUACAUCUAUGAAAGAGGACGAGCUCUAUGAGCUUGGGGAAACCAUCCGACACAGUCAACUCGAAUCCGUUCACCUCUAUUUGGAUCCAUUCAAGGACGACGACGCCAUGAACACCCUCAUACAAGCUCUCAAUGGGAACCCCAGUUUGACAAAGCUUGCGUUCGUUUUUCACGAAAGGGAAAAUUUCUUCAGCAAUGACAUUCAGGAUGCCAUGAUUUCCAUGCUGGAGCACCAUAACUAUACGUUGCGACACAUCAAGUUUGACUUGUCAACAAGCAUCGAAGUGAGAAACGACUACACUGAAGCAACGAUUGAAUACUUUUUGAACCUGAAUCGUCUUGGACGGAACCAUCUGCUAACCAACCCGAAUGCUAGCCGAGACGAUUGGAUCGCUUGCAUUGCUGCAGCCAGUGGAAACUUGGAAGCCGUCCACUAUUUCCUCUCCACGAAUCCCUCCUUGUGCUUUGCAUGAUGACUUUGGUGUCCUUACUGAAUAGCAUUCAUGCAAAUAUUGCUGGUAUAGUAAAUUUAUUUUAAUUGAGAUUCUUUGUUC
This is a messenger RNA of Seminavis robusta, 1444 nucleotides long. The record is from the annotation of a GenBank genome assembly. Lineage: Eukaryota; Bacillariophyta; Bacillariophyceae; Naviculales; Naviculaceae.